This is a messenger RNA of Nicotiana tabacum (common tobacco), 381 nucleotides long. The record is from RefSeq and is a predicted model, not a curated record. NCBI's taxonomy places the organism in Eukaryota, Viridiplantae, Streptophyta, Magnoliopsida, Solanales, Solanaceae.
AUGGAACAACUCGGCCUACAGGAUCAGAUCGUACCUGCAUCCGGGGUCCUAAAUGGCUUCAACAUGGCAAGUGAAACAACAAAGGGAGAAAUUAUCUUACCGGUAAAUGUAGCCGGGACCAUACAAGAUACGAAGUUCCAUGUCAUCAAGGGUGACAUGAGGUAUAAUUCACUCAUCGGGAGACCAUGGAUAUACAACAUGAGGGCAGUGCCUUCAACUCUUCACCAGAUGAUGAAGUUCCUAUCGGAAGAAGGAGUAAAAAUAGUCUACGGGGAGCAACAAGCUGCAAAGGAGAUGUUUGCAAUCGAGGAAGUGGUUCCAACUCCAGAGCCCUCAACCUCGGAGAAAUCGAGUAUCAGAGGUAAACAAGCUGCCAAAUAG